AUGUCAGCAACUACUGGACUUGUAUAUGAUUACGUGUGUAAGUUGUCGGAGCUACCGUCUGGGUCGAAGAAAUGCUUUGCGUUGCCGGCAUCGCAACGCAGCGUUAUGUUGCUGAAUAUUCAAGGAGAGGUUUUCUGUAUGGACCAAGCCUGUUAUCAUCACGGUGGACCUCUUGUGAAUGGAGACAUUGAGGAACUAGGUGGUAAGACUACCAUUAAAUGUCCAUGGCACGCCUACCAUAUCGCGAUCGAGACUGGAGAAGGUUUAUACAAAGGCGUGGACAUGACCAGAACGCCGUCUGGUAAGUUGCAGCCAUCGUCUCCACGACUCAAGUCAAAGGGCGUUAAGCAACGCGUACACUUUGUUGAGUUGCGCAAUAAAGGUCAAGAUAUCUACGUUGCAGACUCUUCAAAAAUAUUAGGUGCAUCAACGCUUGCGUCCGAUUCGUACGCGUUUCAGACAACCAACAUCCCUGAAGCUGCGUCAAAGGGCAACGUGCGAAUUCAUUCGUCUUUUGAAUGA
This is a messenger RNA of Plasmopara halstedii, 522 nucleotides long. RefSeq lists its product as hypothetical. Lineage: Eukaryota; Oomycota; Peronosporomycetes; Peronosporales; Peronosporaceae. The record is from RefSeq and is a predicted model, not a curated record. Gene Ontology annotation, molecular function: 2 iron, 2 sulfur cluster binding. The transcript is spliced from 3 exons. Bases 1 to 522 code for a protein of 173 amino acids.